AUGACAAAUAUAUCCCAGCCAGCAGUUGUCGGUCUGCAACACUCUCCGGCAGUUUUAGGAUCGCACAACCCAAAAGCUGCCUUUCAAAGCGCUGUCUCUACUUCGCCACCCUAUUCACGCCAGCCCACAACUGGGCCGGAUACCAAGCUGCUGCAACGCAGGGCUCAUGACCGCCACGUUUUCGCUGCUGCGGUGACAUCCAUAGUUUCCCUCGUGACGAUUUUGGCUAUAUUGGCUGUGUGUCGGACGGCUCAAAGGAAAUUAGAUUCCGGAGCAGCAGUACGGCGCAGUCUGUCUAGUUCGGAUGAUGAUCAGCAGCAGUCCCAGAUUUCGCAGCAAUGUCUGGAUUUGUUGGAGGAUCAUACCCUUGGGCAACCUGUUUCGGCGUAUCGUGAGGAGGCGAACGAAGCAAAGGCCAGACUGGUCGCCAUGAUGUAUGAGUCUGCAGCUUCUUUUGAACGGAAGCGCAGUAAUAAUUCACAGGGCUUGAAAGAUGAACAUCAACAGCCCCCAGCUAAGGUUCCUCGGUUUGAUGAGAGACUGGACUCCUCCACCUCCCACCUACAGCCGUUGCAGUCCUUGGCAUUUUGGCCAGAAGUUGGUGGAACAGCAGUGGACAGUGUGCACAACGCUUUGGAUGCAGAUGCCUGGGUGAAAACAGAGCCUGAGUUAGCUUUUGGCGAAGACAAGCAGCAACUGCUCCUUUCGACGCUGAACAAGGUGUCCUCCUAUCAACAGGAUGCAUCAGAAUCUCAAGCCCCUUCGUCGACAUCUGAUGCAAAGCCAGCUACUGGUCAGCUGGCCUCAGUGUCUUUUGGCAGUGCAUUCAGCGGUGAACCUAUACCUCGUGAAGCGUGGCUCUACGAGCCAGGAGUGAGCGCGUAUCCAACGGUUUUUCAGCAGAGUGCACAGAGAACUGUGUGGCAGAGCGCAAAGGCUGAGGCAGCGUCAGCAGCUCCCAUCAGUGCGGGUGCUGUGGCUGUUAGCACCACAACAGAGGUUGGAGGUAUAGGGGGCCGAGGGAUUGCUUCUGCAGACGUUGGUUGGAAGGGAGGACUGCCGCAACAGGGAGUGCAGAAUCUUGAAAACGAUGGACAGGCCUCUGAUAUUCCUUUGAUUGGUUUGCAGCAGUCAGCAGCUGCCAAUAUGUGGGAAGCCAGUAGUCGAGAAGAGAUAUUCUGUGAGCCGGGAGAUAUUCGUAUGCAUCCUUUUGUACGGCUUCCAGUGGCAAAGGGAUUGCCCCCUAACAGAAGAUUCCGUGCGCAAUUUGCACUUUCGUUCAGUUUAAGCAUUCGUAGUCCGAUGGAAUCAUUCAAGAAAAUGCGCAGCUUAUUUUUAAAGCCUUCGCUGACGGUUGACGACGUAGAGGCACUCGUGGGGGAAGCCGAAAUGUUGGCAAACUAUGCAAAAUGCAGACUAUCAGGGUCUUAUGAGAACUGUACUGCUAGCUACAUUGUCAUGAGACUGUCAUCGUUGUUGAUGGUAUUUGACUUUCUGGUAGGUACAAUUGAGAUCGUAGGGGAAGUGAUGAACACCGGCAGCUGGUGGGCUGAGUUUGCGCAGAAGUUCCGCUCGGAUUAUUCCUUUCCUACGAAGGGAAGGACGAGCAGAAGCAGGAUGCUGAACAUGCUGGUUAAUCGGAUGUCUUCUGCUAUUUCGAUAUAUAAGACCGGAAAACGCCCACCACCUGAAGAAGUAGUUGAACUAAAGAGGAUCAUAAUCACCCAUGCUUACAAAAACACGCAGAUGUCACACCCGUUCUGGCAGCUAUGGAUACAGGAUGAUGAAGAAUUCUGUUGUUCUACUACUGCUAGCCCAAAUCCGUGA
Molecule: messenger RNA, 1827 nt
Organism: Eimeria maxima
Lineage: Eukaryota; Apicomplexa; Conoidasida; Eucoccidiorida; Eimeriidae
Exons: 1
Coding region: 1-1827 (608 amino acids)
Source: RefSeq, a predicted model, not a curated record